This is a messenger RNA of Paracoccidioides lutzii Pb01, 231 nucleotides long. RefSeq lists its product as hypothetical. The record is from RefSeq and is a predicted model, not a curated record. The transcript has a single exon. Bases 1 to 231 code for a protein of 76 amino acids.
AUGUUUAUGCGGAAGCAGGUCAGAUACGAAGUAGAUACAUACUCCUUUACAUCCAUUACGGGCGAUCCUGUUGGUCUGGGUCACCAGUGGGGCCACGAUGCUAAUGAUGAUGACGAUCAUGAUAUCUGGAAAUCAUUGCAUGCACUGCACGAAUACACACUACAGGGAUGUAUAAUGUUGCAACACCAAACACCGCAUAAAAGCCUCAAACCCCAGUUGAGCAAUGGAUAA